Messenger RNA from Epinephelus moara (kelp grouper), 1349 nucleotides. RefSeq names its product dispanin subfamily A member 2b-like. Bases 753 to 1139 code for a protein of 128 amino acids. The record is from RefSeq and is a predicted model, not a curated record. Gene Ontology annotation, cellular component: plasma membrane. NCBI's taxonomy places the organism in Eukaryota, Metazoa, Chordata, Actinopteri, Perciformes, Serranidae. The transcript is spliced from 2 exons.
UCCAUACAACACACUAGGGUUGCAAAUUGUAAGCACUUUCCUUGACCAAAUGUGUUUUUCCUUGAUCAAAGCUGGCAGCAACAUAUUGCAUAUACUCUGAGAGCACUGCUUAGCCUAUUGAUUGAUUCAAUUUCACGUUUGAUCAAACUCUUAACUACCGAUUAAUCCAUCGUCAAUCAAUCAUUAUCAUCCCUACAAUAUACUAAUUCUACAUACCAUGUACACCUAGUAAUACUCUGUUUUAGCAGUCAGUAUAACCAUAGGGACACUUUACCACUCAUACUAAACAGGAAAUAAUACAGGAUGUGUGGUGUCCGUAAAUCAAUCUGCUACUUCAACAGAAGAACCACCCCCCACAUUGUUUUUCCUUUGUGCAUUCCACUGGGGGAUAAUGGUGCAUAUUAAUUAUGGACUGUAUAAUAAAGACGGACAGCCUGACAGCACCCCCAGGUUGAAGCAAAAACAUCUUGAUCGCCCCCUAGUGGCUGGCUGCAGUGUAGGUCAUGAACCCCACCCCCUCCAUGGCAGCUGAUGGGAUGUGGGCCAAACUUAAAAAGUCCAAGUACACAUGCACUGUUUGUGGUCAAACAAAUGUGGUCACCUUCCUUUUGCCUAAUUGGUCUGCAGCACAAAAAUCAGGCUCGUGCUAACCACCAAAAGCUUUAAAAGAAAAUUGACACUUACAGAGACAGAUGAGAUCCUGCACACCUUCCUGCAGCCCCGCACUUCAAACUACAGUUGAGCUGUGAGCGAUGAAUCCAGCAGUUUACCCGCCUGAGGCUUUUCCAUUGCAGGGGGGGUAUGAUGGGCGCCCUGGACAGCCUGGGGGACAUUCAGUGGUUCAGCACACCAUUGUGAACGUCACCACCGAACCCCCCAAGGACCACAUCAUCUGGUCCCUCUGCAACUUUGUCUACUCAUGCUGCCCCUGCCUUGGACUGGCGGCUCUCAUCUUCUCCAUCAAGGCCAGAGACCGGAAGGUGGUUGGAGAUCUGGAGGGUGCCCGACACUACGGCUCCACUGCCCGCUGUCUCAACAUCAUAGCCGCAGUCCUGGGUUGCAUCAUGGUCUUUAUUUUCAUUAUUACAGUCAUUGUUGUGGCUGUACAGAUUAAUUCGUAUGACUCCUACUAUGGCUGAAUUUAAACAGAAUUAGAGCUGUCUGCUGCUGUGGCUUGGUGGUGUUUCUGGUCAUCUUUCUUAUGCUUAUGGCACAAUUUUUAACUUUUUAUCUUUUUACUCAUAUCCUCAAGCAGAAAUGAUACAAAAGUCUUAAAUGGAACUGAACCAUGUUUCCUUAACUGCUGUCUGCUGUCAAGUUUGAGUGCCAGACUGUGUUAUUAAAUUCCU